Molecule: messenger RNA, 2811 nt
Organism: Phoenix dactylifera (date palm)
Lineage: Eukaryota; Viridiplantae; Streptophyta; Magnoliopsida; Arecales; Arecaceae
Product: kinesin-like protein KIN-13A
Biological process (GO): microtubule-based movement; microtubule depolymerization
Cellular component (GO): microtubule
Molecular function (GO): microtubule binding; ATP binding; microtubule motor activity
Source: RefSeq, a predicted model, not a curated record
CCGCCCAAGCGCGAACAAAUAAUAUCAUAUCACCCUCUCGGAAGGGGAGGGCCGCCCUCCCGCCUUCUUCCCCCCGCCAUCGUUCUCGAAUCCAGAAGGGCCCAGAAUAGGCUUUCGUUUCCCGAUUUCCGGCCCCACCUCUCCCUCCCCAAUUCCUCCUCUUCCGGUCGAAUCCACGAAUCUGGGUUCCGGGCGGAUCCCCUCCGGUUCGCCUCAAUCGAAUGUUUCUCUCGAUCGCCGACUUCUCCUCUCCCUCGGUUUGCAUUCCGUAAGGCGUGAAAAUUGGCGCCCCAACGCAAGGGGCAGCGCCACGCCGGUGGCAUGCAGCAGAGCAACGCCGGGGCGGCUCUUUACGACCACCAUCCUAGCGUGGGGCCUGGGGAUGCCGGAGAAGCAGUCAUGGCGCGGUGGCUCCAGUCCGCCGGGCUCCAGCAUCUGGCGUCGCCGCUGGCUUCUGCCCCGAAUGCCCUCAUGCAGGGCUAUGGGACACAGAGUGCUGAGGAGAAACAGAAGCUUUAUAAACUUUUGAGAAGCUUGAACUUCAAUGGGGAAUUUCGCUCUGAAGCAUGCACUCCAACAACACAAGGUUUAGGAGCACCAGGUGUGAUGGAUGGCUUUAGUUCACCUGAGCUGCGAGGUGAGCUGGGAGCCGGGCUUCUGGAUCUUCAUGCUAUGGAUGAUACCGAGCUUCUUUCUGAGCAUGUAAUGUCUGAACCAUUUGAGCUGCCAGAGUUCAUGCCUUCUAACGGGCUUGAUGAUAACUUUGAUGCAAUGACUCACAAACAGCAACGAGGACAAAUGGAUAGCAACAUUAUAGCAUCAGCUAGUGUAAAGGAGACAACUAUAAAGGAGAACAAUGUUGCCAAGAUUAAAGUUGUGGUUCGCAAAAGACCUCUGAACAAGAAGGAGAUUUCUCGUAAGGAGGAUGAUAUUGUCACUGUAAAUGAUAAUGCAUAUUUAAUUGUCCAUGAACCUAAAUUAAAGGUGGAUUUGACUGCAUAUGUGGAGAAGCAUGAUUUUUGUUUUGAUGCUGUUCUGGAUGAGCAUGUGACUAAUGAUGAGGUAUAUCGUGUCACUGUACAGCCAAUUAUCCCAACCAUUUUUCAGCGAACAAAAGCCACUUGCUUUGCAUAUGGUCAAACAGGUAGUGGCAAAACUUACACAAUGCAACCUUUACCACUCAGAGCUUCGGAAGAUAUUGUUCGAUUGUUGCACCAACCAUACUACCGCAAUCAGAAACUCAGAUUGUGGCUUAGUUACUUUGAGAUAUAUGGUGGAAAGCUAUUUGAUCUUCUCAGUGAUAGGAGGAAACUAUGCAUGAGAGAAGAUGGGCGUCAACAAGUGUGUAUUGUUGGAUUAGAGGAAUUUGAGGUUUCAGAUGUGCAGAUUGUUAAAGAAUUCAUUGAAAAGGGGAAUGCAGCAAGAAGUACAGGUUCCACAGGAGCCAAUGAAGAGUCAUCUAGAUCUCAUGCUAUUUUACAACUUGCCAUUAAGAAGCACAGUGAGGUAAAUGACAUGAAAAGGAACAAUAAUGGCAGUAAGUCUAAGGGUGGCAAACUUAUUGGGAAGAUAUCUUUUAUAGAUCUUGCUGGAAGUGAGCGUGGGGCUGAUACUACUGACAAUGACCGCCAGACCAGGAUUGAGGGUGCAGAAAUAAACAAGAGUCUUUUGGCCCUAAAAGAAUGCAUCCGUGCACUAGACAAUGAUCAAAUUCAUAUCCCGUUUCGUGGGAGCAAACUAACAGAGGUGCUUCGUGACUCCUUUGUUGGAAAUUCCAGGACUGUUAUGAUUUCCUGCAUUUCCCCAAAUUCAGGUUCUUGUGAACAUACACUAAAUACUUUGAGAUAUGCUGAUAGGGUCAAAAGUCUCUCCAAGAGUGGCAGUUCCAGAAGGGACCAGGCUGCAAGCUCACACGUACCUUCCAGCAAGGAAUCAUCUUCAGCAUUGGCAAUUCCUUUAUCAGUUAAAUUAGAAGAUACCUAUGACCAUGAGCAAAAUCAAGAGAUGAUGGCAACAGAAAUGUCUGAGACUCAGAGGCACUUGUCCAGUUUGAUGUCACAUUAUUCCUUUAAUGGAAGGCAAGAAAGUGGGGCUACAUCCAGUUUACUGGAGAGGGGUCAGGUUGACAUGAAAAAUAAUUAUAUCAGUACUUCUAGUCAUAAAUUAUAUUCUUCUCGCCAGAACUCAUUUAGUACUCAGGAUGAAGAAAGUGUACCAAAGGUUCCACUCCCCCGUAGAAAAUCAUGUAGGGAAGAAAAAUAUGAGAAACAAAAUAAUUGGCCCAGAAAAGACAGUGGGCCUGAAUUGCAUGUCAAAAACUAUAAACAGCAGCAGAUGUAUGAUUCUGGUGCUAAUGCUGCACCAAAGCAAUGUGAGCUGGAAACUUCUUGUCAGGGUGGGAAAAUCAAUGCAAUACUUGAGGAAGAAGAGGCUUUAAUAUCAACUCACAGAAAAGAAAUUGAAAAUACAAUGGAGAUUGUGCGUGAAGAGAUGAAUUUGUUGGCAGCAGUAGGCCAACCAGGCAGCCCCAUCAACAACUAUGUUACCCAGUUAAGCUUCGUGCUCUCACGAAAGGCUGCUGGUCUGGUCAGCCUUCAGGCACGCUUGGCCAGAUUUCAACAACGCCUAAAAGAACAGGAGAUCCUCAGCCGUAAGAGGGCCCUGCAGUAGUAGUCUCUCUUCAGAUGCAAUUGUUGCCAUUGGCCAGUUGUGUCUGGCCCUGGCUUGUAAUCCUUUUAUUCUCAAUGUGUCAACAUCAAAUAUUAUCUCAUCGUUAAGGAAAUCAUUUGUAAACUCCAUAGGUGGAGUUAA